This is a messenger RNA of Linum trigynum, 3219 nucleotides long. NCBI's taxonomy places the organism in Eukaryota, Viridiplantae, Streptophyta, Magnoliopsida, Malpighiales, Linaceae. The record is from the annotation of a GenBank genome assembly.
CAGUACAAAUUACAACGACAAAACAUACAAACAGAUUUACUAACAUUACAGACGUAUGAACUGUACAAACAAUACAAACUAGAUCGACAAACAAUACAAACCAUACAAAAAAGAAAAAACAACUAGGUUGACUUUGGAGGCUUCAUCCCUAUAUAGAGGGCUCCGUCUCAAAGUCAACCCGGUUGAUUUUUAGACAUACAAACAUUGCGAACAUGGUGGACGAAAAUGACAAACUAUACCGACAAUCCAUACAAACUGGAAAAAAUACUCGAGUUGACUUUGGAGGCUUUAUCCCUAUAUAGAGGAGUUACAUCCAAAAGUCAACUAGGUUGUUUUUUAGACAUAAAAAACAUGGUUGACAAAAAUGAUAAACAUGGUGCACAAAAAUAACAAAGUUUACAAACAUUACAAAAUAACAAACCGUACAAACAUUACAAAAUAAACCGACAAACAGUACAAAGCAUACUAACCGUACAAAAUGUCACUAAAAAUGACAAACAAGAAUGAUAAACAAUACAAACCGAAUCUAUACAAACAUUACAAAAUAGGUCAACAAACAUCACAAAUCCAACACUGUCACCGGAAAGUCUCCUUCGGUCGCCGGAAAAAUCUCCUACGGUCAAUAGAAAAACUCUCUCUCUCUCUCAAUGCCCAGAAGGUCGCUAGUAGUUGCUGGGGAAAAUCCCUAGGAAAAGAAAGAAUGGCCAGAAGGCCAUGGCAAUAAUCCGGGCGAGGGGAUCCGGCAAAAAAUAUCCCGGCGAGGGGCCGCCGGAAGAUCACCGGCAAAAAUAAUACAUACGAGGGCACGGGAGAUACCCACGCUGGCUUCGAUUUUUUAUUUAUUUUAAUUAUUAAAUAAAUUAAAUGUGUAAUUAUCAUCUUAUCCUUCAUAAACUGGAUAAAUUAGGACCAUUAGAUUUUAAUGAGGUUGAAUGAUUGAAAUUGGCUUAGCCAUGUGACUAAGAAACCCGAUAAUCACCUCAUCUUAGCCACAUACAAACACACAUACAUGCAUUCCUAAAAAAAAAACCAUGUCCUCAACAAAUUUCCUCUUUUUGCUUUGUUUGUUUCCAAAAUUUUCUCUAUCCAGGAGGGAACUCAAUUCGUAUAGUUUUGAGCCCGACAUUUCGCUACCUAGCUAGCCAUGCCACUAAAAAUCAUACAUGCAUGUGGACCAAAAACACUACAAUGAUAACUACGUACGCGUCCAUUGGCGUACUUACAGACGCGUAGCAGCUAAGCUUCAUGGUCCCCAAGCUAGCAAUUCCAUCGAUUGUUGUUUCUUCGACUUACGGUAGGUUUGCUUCUAUAUAUCUAUAUACACCACACCCGCAAACCCAUUUGCUCUCAAAAUAUCGGCUACAGAUAACAAUCACCAUAAGCAACACUCAUACCAAAACAACAACAAAAUCUAAGCCAUAGAUAUAUAGCUUUGUAGCCAUAACAAUGGAGGUGGUGAAAGUGCUUCACAUGAACCAAGGGAAUGGCGAAACCAGUUACGCCAACAACUCUACUGUCCAGAGCAAGAUAAUCUCUUUAGCCAAGCCAGCAACGGAGGAAGCCAUCGGAGCUCUGCUCCGAGGCUGCCUGCAGGUUCGUGGAACCGUACCGGAGACGCUUGGGAUUGCGGACUUGGGCUGCUCGUCGGGACCAAACGCUUUUCGCGUUGUUUCGGAGAUAAUCGAUGUCGUAUUCGAGGAAUGUCUGAGAAUGGAUCGACCUGUCCCGGAGCUCGGUAUUUAUCUCAACGAUCUCCCUUCCAACGACUUCAACAACGUUUUCGGAUCGUUGCCCGAUUUUUACAAGAGGUUGAAGGAAGAGAAAGGUGACGAUCGAAUCGGUUGCUUUGUGUCCGCUACUGCCGGUUCUUUCUACGGGAGGUUGUUUUCCAAAAAUAGCCUCCAUUUCGUUCACUCCUCCUCCAGUCUCCACUGGCUCUCACAGGUUCCGGCAGGGCUAGCCAAUUGUGGCACGAUGAACAGAGGAAAACUCUACAUAUCCAAGACCAGCCCAAAGGCGGUGGUUGAAGCGUACACGCGACAGUUUCAGGACGACUUUUCGAUGUUCUUGAGUUCACGUGCUCACGAACUGGUUCCCGGAGGACGCAUGGUUCUUUCAUUCAUGGGUCGAACAUCCAACAGUGAUCCGACCGAUGAAGUGGGUUGCUAUCAGUGGGAGCUGCUGGCGCGUGCGCUGAUGAGCAUGGUCGACGAUGGACUCGUUGAGGAAGAAAAAGUCGACUUGUUCAACGCUCCUUACUACGCGCCCUCUCGAUAUGAGGUGAGGACGGAGGUGGAGAGAGAAGGAUCGUUCGAGAUCGAUCGGGUUGAGGCGUUUGAGAUCGAAUGGGACGGAGGGAGAAGGGACAAGGGAGGCGGUGGUGCGACGGAGACGACGAGAGGGGAGACGGUGGCGAUGACGGUUAGGGCAGUGGUGGAGUCGAUGGUGGAGGCCCAUUUUGGGGGAGGGAUUGGGGAUGAGUUGUUUAGGAGGUAUGCCGUGGUGGUGGAUGAUUACUUGUGUUUGAAGAAAGCUGUGUACGUUAAUCUUGUGGUUACUUUGGUUAGGAGGGACUGAUUUGUGGAUUUUUAUCUUGUUAAGGGGGUAAAAAUGAUUCGGUUAAUAAUUAAAUUAAGCUUGUAACUGAUAUACCAUUGAGUAAAGAUGCCCAAUAAUGUCACACAGAAAUGUUUGGAACUUAUAGUCUGAUAUUAACCUUUUGCUUGAUUCAUGGAUUAAUGAAAUGCAAGGAAAUUUGGACAUGACAAGAUAUAACCCACUAAAGAUAACAUCAUUGAUUCUUGUACGAUCGAUUGCGGAGCUUGUCGGGGAAAAGAGCCUCCUGCUGCCGGCUCAUGGGUUUGGUAUGGCCGACUUCAGUGGGGACUUUCAUCGAACAGUUUGACGAACUGAUCGUCCUAAUAGACAACGAGAAACGGGUAUUUGGAUAUACCCGUAUCCGUCCCGUUUUUUUAGGGUUACGGAAAUCCAAAUACCCAUUUUUUUUUUACGGGAUGAGAUUUGGGAUCAAGAAUUGCUUCUUUGGGUACUGCGGGUUACCCGUAUAAUACCCGUUUGGGUAUUAUGGGUACCUGUUAUACCCAUUAGUUCAAAGUUGAGAUGGUGGUGAAGCGCUUUGAGGAAACAGGGGAUUGUCUUUCAAGUUACUUUGGUCAUUUACACUAGCAGAGGUGAUGGAAAUGAAAAUGAAAAUGUUUU